Rosa chinensis is the source of this 708-nucleotide messenger RNA. Its product is annotated as alpha-glucan water dikinase 2-like. The transcript has 6 exons. NCBI's taxonomy places the organism in Eukaryota, Viridiplantae, Streptophyta, Magnoliopsida, Rosales, Rosaceae. The record is from RefSeq and is a predicted model, not a curated record. The coding region runs from base 26 to 610 and encodes 194 amino acids.
UGCAGAAGCAUCUGCAACGGAGGAUAUGUGUGCACAUCCUGGGUCAUUUGGAGAACUGUGUUUUCUUUGUGGCCAGAGGUUGAUUGAGCAGUCUGGUGUGACAUUUGGGUACAUACUCAAGAGAGGGAAGAUUAUCAGGCAGAAAUUUGUGCACGACUACAAGACUCUGGUGACGGAAUACUGCAGAAAUUUACAGAGAGUUAAGGGCUUGGGAGAGACUUUGGUGGGUGCAUAUCCUGGACGAGCCAUGAGCUUCAUAACCCAGAAAGCCAAUCUAAACUCUCCUAUCGUUAAUUGUUAUCCAAGCAAGCCAAUAUGGCUGUAUAGCAAGCAGUCUGUCACAUUCAGAGCAGACUCGAAUGCUGAGGUUCUGGAAGGAUAUGCAGGUGCAGGGCUUCAUGACAGUGUAAUUAUGGAUAAAGAGGAGAAGAUUGUGUGGGAUUACUCAAGCGAUCGGAUGAUCUUUGAUAGGGGCUUCCAAGUCUCACUCUUCUCAAGAAUUGCAGACGUGGGGAAGAUAUUAGAAGGACUUUAUGGUUGUCCUCAGGACAUUGAAGGUGUGGUAAAAGAUGGAUUGAUAUACGUAGUUCAGUCAAGGCCACAAAUCUAGCCUUCAGCGACCGCAGGUUACUAUUUAUGCUGAAACUAAUUGAUUUUCAAGAAUCAAUUUAGGCUAAAGGUUUGUUGUAACAAAAGAAAAAGGCUGGU